CAUUUGCUUGCUUAAUUUUGGCUUGUUUCAAUCUUCGUAAAAUGAUUGGAUUCUGAUGAAAUGUGACCAUAAAGACAGAGAAAAAAAUAAAAUAAACAAGUUUCUAAAUAGAUUUUCUAAUGAAUAGAAAAUCAUCUAAUGAAAAAGUUCCAAAUUAGCGCAGCACUUCAUCAAAGAACGCCAGUACCGUCUAUCGAUCUCGAUAUGUAUCAACAAACACAAGAGGAAGGACAGAAAAUAACCGACACAGAAGGGUCGUUUAACCAUCUACAAGACUAUGAAAGACCAACAAACAAGGAAAACAAACCGAAAAUAUUCCUUAUGUUAGAAGAAAGUUGGCCGAAUAGCUCGCAGACUUUAGCAUUGUUAGUGAUAUUUCUGAUCAGCUGGGGCAUUGCAUCUUCGUUAUUUCCUGGGUUGGUUUAUGCUAAUUCGACCAUUAUGAGAAUAAUCUUUCUAGUUAUCGGUGCACAAGCUUGCGGUCUUCUGGUAAGCUUUAUUGGAUUGCCAGACAUGCUUGGAAUGAUUGGCUUUGGAGUCUUCUACAAAAACAUCGGUUGGGGUAAUUUUGAGGGCUAUGAGAAGCUUGAAGCGGUUUUACGAGAAAUGGCUUUGGUGAACAUUAUGCUUCUGGCUGGCUUAGGACUUGAUCUCGAAGCUCUUAAGAAGCUGUUCGGCAUCAUAAUGCGAUUAACGCUUAUUCCAACGAUUUUCGAAGUUGCAGUAAUUACCGUAUGCUCCCAUUAUUUAUUAAAUUUCCCUUGGCUUUGGGGCGUUCUCCUCGGGCUGGUUGUGACGGCAAUUUCACCGAAUGUUGUUGUUACUAUUUUAUUAAAACUGAAGGAGGAGCGUUUAGGUUUAAACAAAGGCAUUCACACAGUGAUUAUCGCAAUGUGUAGCUGCAACGAUGUCAUUUCAAUAUUUCUCUUUGGUGUCAUGACCGGUGUUGUGUUUUCAACGGGUAAUUUAACACAUCAAUUGCUUCAGGGUCCAGUUGGAAUAGUCAUGGGAUUUGUCUAUGGUUCAUUAUCAGGAUUGCUUAUCUUGCAUUUACCAUCGGAUGCAUCGAAAUAUUCUAACGGACUUCGCUUCACGACAAUUGUUCUCUGCGGGGUGCUGUCAGUAAUGGGUUCGAAAUAUCUCGAGUACCCAUCUGCAGGAGCUCUCGGAUGCAUCGUUGCAUCAUUCUCAGCUGGAACAGGAUGGAGAAGAAAGAAGGCAAAAGAUGCCACGUUCAAAAGUGAUGUUGAGAUGUACUUAGAUUUACUAUGGAAAUUUUUGAAGCCAGUGUCGUUCAGUUUGAUUGGAAAAGAAGUCAAUUUUGCAUUGCUAGAAGGAAACAUGGUUCUUUAUGGAUUCUUAACUUUAGUCGUUGGCGUUGUCUUUCGUCUUGUGUCAGGAUAUUUUUCCUUCGGAAGCACAGAUAUGAGUUGGAAGGAAAAAGCUUAUGUCACCUUAAGCGGAUUCCCAAAAGCCACAGUUCAAGCUGCACUUGGACCAGUGGCACUCGAUUUGGCACGUUCCCAAAAAGAAUACAAUGAAGAGCAACAUAUAUUGGCGCAAAAUGUUUUACUUAUUUCAGUGUUGGCAAUUGUUUCAACAGCUCCAUUAGGCGCACUUCUUAUGACUAAAUUAGCACCGAAAUGGCUGAAGCGUGAGAAUCGACCCGUCGGGACGCUUUAGACGAGAUAAUUUCUAUACAAUUCUUAUCAUAGCAGAAUGAAGAAUAAGAAGACUGACAAUCUUAUGGUCUUGAAACUUAAAAUUUAUCAACCACAAUGGACAAAUACUGAAAGAAUUUCCUUUUUUUUAUCCAAAAAUUUAAGCCAAAAGCUUACCUUCACUUUAGCUCCAAUAUAUUUAUUUACAUAUUUAUUCGCUUAUCAAGGGUUCGAAUAACCUUUCUUUGUAUAGAAGAAAGUAAAAUUGUAUAAUAGAUUUACUUAAAUGGUUUAAUAAAACUGCGAAAGGAACAAAAGGGGGAUUGCGAGAAGCAAAAUCCUUUCAACGUGUUUUCAU
Molecule: messenger RNA, 2019 nt
Organism: Clunio marinus
Lineage: Eukaryota; Metazoa; Arthropoda; Insecta; Diptera; Chironomidae
Source: the annotation of a GenBank genome assembly